Molecule: messenger RNA, 1906 nt
Organism: Cimex lectularius (bed bug)
Lineage: Eukaryota; Metazoa; Arthropoda; Insecta; Hemiptera; Cimicidae
Gene: fzy
Product: cell division cycle protein 20 homolog
Exons: 8
Coding region: 348-1877 (509 amino acids)
Biological process (GO): positive regulation of ubiquitin protein ligase activity; anaphase-promoting complex-dependent catabolic process; positive regulation of anaphase-promoting complex-dependent catabolic process
Cellular component (GO): anaphase-promoting complex
Molecular function (GO): ubiquitin ligase activator activity; anaphase-promoting complex binding; protein binding
Source: RefSeq, a predicted model, not a curated record
CAGAUAAUUUUUUUCAUCCUUGGUAUAUUUGGUGUGUAAAGUUACAUUGUUUUAACAGUUGUUGUCAAUAAUAUACUAUGUUUUUAUGAUUACACAAAUGUUAUACAUGGUUAAAAAUUUGAAAUAUUCGAUGUAAGUUGAUCUUCGAUAGAGUCGAUUUGUCAACUAAGAAACCGUUGCGUUCAACCUGUAUAAGCGCGUUACGACUGAGUACUGAGCAUUGGCAUUUUGGUGUUAAGUUCUGCAAGACGUAGACUGUAAUACUUCCAAACAAUUUACUUGUUCAUCCGUUAAAAGCUAUUCGAGACACAAUAUCACAACGACUAUUUAUAUUUAAUAACUGAGGAAUGGCACAAUUCAACUUUAUAAAUGAACUUAAUAGUGCUUUGAGGAUGGAUGAUCCUAUUACUAAAGGCCCUCUACCCAGAUGGCAAAGGAAAGUUCUGGAAGGAAGUUCAAGCAACAACAGCACAAUCAAUUCAAGUAUGAACAAGUCUAAGAGCAAAACUCCAAACAAAUUGGACAUGAAGAAGACCCCUUCAAAAACUCCUAAACCUUCUCCUGCUAGAGGGAAAUCCCCCUGUGGUGGAGAUAGAUUUAUUCCUAACCGGUCUGCAACUGAUUUUAACAUGGGUCAUUUUAAAUUGACAUUGGAUGACAAUGAUGAAGCUGAGAACGAGCUGAAAUCACCAAAUAAACUUGAACAGGAGCGAAUAAUGAAAGAGAAUUUGCAUGGAGGCCACGAUCCUUCCAAAACCCGCAUACUCGCUUUCCAAAAGAAAGCACCGCUCCCUGCUGAUGGCCACCAAAAUCACUUAAAAGUUGUUUAUUCUCAGUCAAAAACACCUUCAUCCAAAUCAACAUCACGCUACAUACCUCAAGCUCCAGACCGUAUUCUAGAUGCUCCAGAGAUAGUAGAUGAUUAUUAUUUAAAUUUAAUUGAUUGGAGCCAGAGAAACAAUAUUUUGGCUGUAGCCUUGUCAAAUAGUGUCUAUCUUUGGAAUGCAGCGACUGGUACGAUCAACCAUCUUGUAGAACUCGAAGGCUCUGAUUAUGUCUGUUCUCUGAGUUGGGUCAAGGAAUCCGAUAUGCUGGCCAUUGGCACAAGCCUCGGCGACAUCCAGGUGUGGGACGCAGCACAGAGUAAACGACUGAGAGUGAUGGAUGGCCACAGUGCUCGUGUAGCUUCUCUUUCAUGGAAUUCCUACAUACUGAGCAGUGGAUGCCGCUCCGGCAUCAUUGUUCAUCAUGACGUGCGGCAGAGAAACCACAAUGUGGCACAGAUAAAUGCUCACUCUCAAGAGGUCUGUGGACUUAAGUGGUCUCCUGAUGGUAAAUACCUUGCAAGUGGAGGUAAUGAUAACGUUCUCAAUAUUUGGCAGUCUGUCCAGGAUGACUUUUAUUCUCAAGCAAACCCUCUUCAUUCCUUCCGGCUUCAUCAAGCUGCUGUAAAGGCAUUAGCUUGGUGCCCCUGGCAAGCGGGGCUUUUGGCAAGUGGUGGUGGUACAGCUGACAGGCAUAUAAGACUUUGGAACUGUAACACCGGUGUCAACACACUUUCAAUAGACACAAAAUCUCAAGUUUGUGGGCUUUUGUGGUCUCCAACUUUCAAAGAAAUCAUCUCAGGUCACGGGUAUGCCAACAACGAGCUGAUCAUCUGGAAGUAUCCUUCAAUGACAAAAGUGGCAGAGCUCACAGGACACACGGCCAGAGUCCUUCACCUAGCCAUGUCCCCUGACGGGACCACCGUUUUGUCGGCAGGAGCCGACGAAACCCUCCGGCUAUGGAAAUGUUUUGCCUCUGACCCAAAACAAAAGAAAGAGCUCACAGAUUCAAAAUUGCUGGGAAACAGCAUUUUCAAGAGGGGCAUACGAUAAUGCAAAUAAAAAAGUUAUUCCUAAAAAUA